Molecule: messenger RNA, 3282 nt
Organism: Malaclemys terrapin pileata
Lineage: Eukaryota; Metazoa; Chordata; Testudines; Emydidae
Product: zinc finger protein 420-like
Exons: 6
Coding region: 299-2467 (722 amino acids)
Biological process (GO): regulation of DNA-templated transcription
Source: RefSeq, a predicted model, not a curated record
AGGAAGUGACUCGCAGCCGCUGCGGGGACUCUGGCUCCAGGCUCCUGGCGAGAUCCCCGAGCCCCGGCGGCUGGUGCUGGGAGCCCGGAGCCCGGGCUGCAGCCGGGAGAGGGGAAUCUCCAGCAGGGCCCUUCCCGCUGCUCCCCAGGAGCCUCUCCCAGGGCAGAGCCCCCAGCCCGGCCAGGCCUCUUCCCGGCCCGGCCCCUGCCCCAGGGGGCCCCGCUCGGAGGGAAGGCUGAGGAAUCACAUCCACAUUUCACUCCAGAUCGUCCCGUCGUGCAGGAGACAGAGAAGCGAAAUGGCUGUGAUGGAGCCAGCUCAGAUGCCGGUGACCUUCGAGGAGGUGGCUGUGUAUUUCACCCAAGCGCAGGGGGCUCUGCUGGACCCCGCUCAGAGAGCCCUCUACAGGGACGUCAUGCAGGAGAACUACGAGGCAGUGACCUCGCUGGUCCCAUCCCCCCAUGGUUGUCGCCAAGCUUGUAAUAGAGGAUUUCCCAUUCCCAAACCUGAGCUGAUCGCACAGCUGGAACGAGGGGAAGAGCCGUGGGUGCCCGAUCUCCAGGUCUGCGAGGAAACAGAGGUCCUGAGAUGCACCCGCACAGCAGGUGCUGAGAGAGUCAGUGAGAAGGAGAAAGGGAAUCAUCAUGAGGAAGUUCCUGGGGAUGUGGAACCACAGCGCACAUUUAUGGGAAGAGCUGAAGGGAAUUUUUCCCAGUGCUGGGAACAGGGAGAAGCCUGUGGAAAUUGGCAGAGGUCAGAGAGGCUGAUGGGAAACCACCCAGGGAAGAAAGUGGAUGAAUCUAUUAACUGUGGGGGAGGAGACAAUGAUCCCACAGCCCAGCGGACAAAUCCCAAGCAAGAGAAACCCUACCACUGCCUCCAGUGUGGGAAAGGAUUCAUUGUGAGACCACACCGUGUUACAAAUCAGACAAUCCAUACUGGAGAGAAACCCCUUCAAUACGUGGCCCCUGGAAAAAUCUUCAAUAUCUGCUCAGACUUUAAUAACCAUGGAAAAAGCCACAUGGGAGAUAAAUCCUAUCAAUGCCUCGAGUGCGGGAACUGUUUGAAUUCAGCACUAAUUACACAUCAGAUAAACCACACAGGAGAGAGAUCCCUUAAGUGCUUAGACUGUGGAAAAAGUUUCAUACGCAGGUCAGACCUUGUUAAUCAUCAGGCAAUCCACACAGGAAACAGACCCCAUAAGUGCUUAGACUGUGGAAAGAGUUUCACGCAGCGAUCAUAUCUUGUAAUACAUCAGAGGAUCCACACAGGAGAGAGACCCCAUAAGUGCUUAGACUGUGGGAAAAGUUACAUACAGAGUUCAGACCUUGCUAAACAUCAGGCAGUCCACACUGGAGAGAGACCCCAUAAGUGCUUAGACUGUGGGAAAAGUUACAUAUGGAGGUCAGAGCUUGUUAGACAUCAGGCAAUCCACACAGGAGAGAGACCCCAUAAGUGCUUAGACUGUGGAAAGAGUUUCACACAGCGAUCAUAUCUUUUAACACAUCAGAGGAUCCAUACAGGAGAGAGACCCCAUAAGUGCUUGGAUUGUGGGAAAAGUUUCAUAUGGAGGUCAGAGCUUGUUAAACAUCAGGCAAUCCACACAGGAGAGAGACCCCAUAAGUGCUUAGAUUGUGGGAAAUGUUACACACGGCGAUCAGACCUUGUUAGGCAUCAGGCAUUCCACACAGGAGAGAGACCCCAUAAGUGCUUAGACUGUGGAAAAAGCUUCAUACGGAGGUCAAUCCUUGUUAGACAUCAGGCAAUCCACACAGGAGAGAAAUCCCAUGAAUGUGUGGACUAUGGGAAAGGUUUCAUACAGAGGUCAGACCUUGUUACACGUCAGGCAAUCCACAUAGGAGAGAGACCCCAUAAGUGUUUAGACUGUGGAAGAAGUUUCAGAAACACAUCAGCCCUUGGUAAACAUCAGGCAUUCCACACAGGAGAGAGACCCCAUAAGUGCUUAGACUGUGGGAAAAGUUAUAUAAGGAGGUCAGAGCUUGUUAGACAUCAGGCAAUCCACACAGGAGAGAGACCCCAUAAGUGCUUAGACUGUGGAAAGAGUUACACACAGCGAUCAUAUCUUGUAACGCAUCAGAGGAUCCACACAGGAGAGAGACCCCAUAAGUGCUUGGACUGUGGGAAAAGUUUCAUAUGUAGGUCAGACCUUGUUAAACAUCAGGCCACCCACACAGGAGCAAGACCUCAUAAGUGCUUACACUGUGGGAAAAGUUACACACGGCGGUCAGACCUUGUUAGACAUCAGGCAAUCCACACAAGAGAGAAAUCCCAUAAAUAUGUGGACUGUGGGAAAAGUUUAAUACGGAGGUCAGACCUUCUUAAACAUCAGGCAACCCACACAGGAGAGAAAUCCCACAAGUGUUUAGUCUGUGGAAAAUGUUUCAUAUGUAGGUCACACCUUGUUAGACAUGAGAGAAUCCACACAGGAGAGACACCCCACAGGUGAUUGGACCGUGGGGAAAUUCACGCAGAUAUCACACCUCAUUAAAUAUGAGAGAAUCCACACAGGAUUUAAACUUCUCUGACACAGACAGAAAGUGUUAAGGAAAUUGCAUGUAAUUGACCUAGAUUCAACCUUUAGAAACAUGUUAGAAAAUUGUGUCCUCAGAUAAACUAGAGCUUCAAGAGGUAAAUGUGUAUUGUUAAAGACAUGGAAGAAGCUGGUAACUGUAGUAGUCUUUGUUUAGUUGUAUCUUGUUAGAGGUUAACAAUGGAAAUAAACAGUUCUUGUCUAGGGCUGUAUUCUGUGAAUUCAGAGAUUAAAAGGGAAUAUUAACAUUUAGAUAAAACUUGGUUGUAAUAAUGUCAUUGUUUGUCUCCUGAAAAUUUGUGGUAAACUGUCUAUGAACUGCUUUAUGGAGAAUCACCUCAUGUUAAUCCAUGUAAUUAAUUACCAGUGAUGUUUAGGAAAUAGGUUACUUCAAAAGCUUGUUGUUCAGCCAAGGACUGUGAGCUGUCGAGACGCUGCAAAAAUGAUCCGUUCUUCUCUGAUCUGCCGAAGCGUUAUUCGGGGCGGGAGGGAGGGGGAGUGUGAGUCGGAAGACGGAGAUCUCCAGUCCCAUCUGGACCGCCCUGACAUUGAAAUUGGGCAUUGGACUAGAAUGUGAUGAAAUGAUUCUGUAAAGGACUCUUUGCAAUUCUAAAGCAUCAUCUCUACAGUGAAACUGACCUAAGGACUCUGCCAGUCUGUAUGUAUAAUGAUCGUUCAACCAACUCUCUCUCUUUUCUUCUUUUAAUAAAUCUUAGUUGAGUUAAUAAGAA